Molecule: messenger RNA, 1234 nt
Organism: Eruca vesicaria subsp. sativa (arugula)
Lineage: Eukaryota; Viridiplantae; Streptophyta; Magnoliopsida; Brassicales; Brassicaceae
Source: the annotation of a GenBank genome assembly
CUUUGUCAUCGUUAUCUUUACUUUAAUGCCCUUGCCCCGAAUAUAGAUGAAGAGUUAAAGACGCACGCGAUUGACACGUAGCCAAUAAGAUAUCUCCACGUGUUAUUCCCCCCGCUAGGCUCUAGCAAAUGGAUAAAGGACAGAGUCGGCUGCCUUUAGGGAAGAACUCGAAUCUGAAAUCUUCUUCAUGGAUGCGGAGGAGUUGCUUGAUUGGGAGCUUGUCCAUGGCUCCGACACCGAAUCAAUCACAUCGGAGAAGCAAUCGGGAAGCUCGAGUGUAAUCGAUGACGGUAUGAUACUCUCUGAUCAUUUCUCUACCGAUCAUCUUCUUACAACUCAUCAAAGCCUGCGAUCUUCCGGGGUCGUUCACUGGUCGGGUGAUACUGGUGCCAGAAACGAAUUAGGGUUUACUGAUUGUGAGAUCAAGGUGAGUGAUUUUCAAGCUUCAGAUGAGGAGGAAGACGUUGAGGGCGAGGCUGUUGCCAGUGAUUCUCAUAUUGAGGAUGUAAGCAAGUGUUUGUCUGAAACAGACCAGAGCCAAGCUGGUGUUGAAGAACAUAUUGAGGAUUCGAGCAAGUCUUUGUCUAACGAACUAGUUUCUGGAGAUUCUGGGAUUGUGAGUGGUGAAGAGGAGAUUGUUUCUGAUAGUGAAGCAGUUGAGGGAAGUGGAGGGGAUACUUUAGAUUCUGCUGUGAGGUCGGGUGAUGAGAGUAAACGUAGAGAGAUAGUGUGGUGGAAGAUGCCUUUUGUGCUUGUCAAGUACUAUGCAUUUAGGAUUGGUCCUGUUUGGUCUGUCUCCAUGGCUGCAGCUGUGAUGGGUUUUGUUCUCUUGGGACGCAGACUCUAUCAUAUGAAAAAGAAAGCUCAAAGGUUCCAUCUUAAGGUUGCAAUUGACGAGAAGAAGGUGUCGCGCGUGAUGAGUCAGGCAGCUCGACUCAAUGAAGCAUUCACAGAGGUAAGAAGGGUCCCAGUGAUCCGCCCUGCUCUGCCAUCUCCUGGUGCAUGGCCGGUUUUGAGCCUUAGGUGAGACCCGGUUAUACAAUGUCUGAUAACAUUAUGUACCAAAUGAGUAGAAGAGACACGUACAUGUGUGUACAGUGGGCUCAUCAUGUUAUGUACUAAAAGAAUAGAGAUUCAUGGUGUUUGUGAUGUUCCUAUCAUCCUAUCCAUAGUAGUGGUUCACUGUUAUUAUGCGAUCCCGUUCUUUUUAGUUUUCAAAGAUUUACCAAAAAAA